AUGAAGGGACUUGCCUGUAAUACCAGAAUUUGGGAUGCUGAAGCAGGGGGUCAGAAGUUUGAGGCCACCCCAGAAUACACAGCCAAACUCGGACCUGAUGACUUGUCCGGUAAGGCCCUUAUGGUGGUGGUGGUGGUGGUGGUGGUGGUGGGCGGUUUGGAGAGAAGGCUGCUCUCAGCAUCCACAAGGGAGCUAACAGUCUACAACUCCAGUUGCAGGGGCUCCAACAUCCUCUUAUGCCGCGGCUCCCACGUGAGGGGCCGGCUGGGCAGGCAGCCCAAGCAGCCCGCUACUCCCUCUGCCGAGCGCUGCUCCCUGGCCCCGCCGCCCCGCCCCUUUGGGGGGCUGCGCUCGCUGCACCGCGGCAGCAGCCGGGGGUGUAGGUGGGCCGCCACCCAGGCUGAGGUGGUGCCCAAGACGCGGCUUGAGCUCGCCCACGGUGGGGCGGCCGGAGGAAGCUGCCACGGCCGGCCUCCGCCUACAGCGCCGGGGGCCCAAGGAGGCGGGGGCGGCCACCUGGCCCGGACCACCCCGGCCGGCCGCUCGGUCAACAAAGUGGUGUACGAUGACUACGAGAGCGACGAGGGCGACGACGACGAGGAGGAGGACAUGGUAUCGGAGGAGGACGAGGAGGAGGAAGAGGACGGCGACGCCGAGGAGACCCAGGAUUCGGAGGACGACGAGGAAGAUGACACGGACGAGGACGACGAUGACUCCGAUUAUCCCGAGGAGAUGGAGGACGACGACGACGCCGCCAGCUACUGCACGGAAAGCAGCUUCAGGAGCCAUAGCACCUACAGCAGCACUCCAGGUUCUCUUCAAACAAAAAACAGAACAAACAUUAUGCCUUCAGUGAAAUACUUAAGCAUAUCAAUGAAUUGUCCAUGAAAAUUGAUGUGGAAGAUGUACUACGCGAAGCAGAAGCAAUUUCCCUAAAGAUGGUAAAAUGGAAGGAAUUACCAGAAGCAGUUUGUGAGAUCCUGAGGCUCCAAGAGAGUGAAGUUACAACACCAGAUUCAGACAGUGGUGAAGAUGAAAAUGUCCUAUGUCUGCACUUCAGAGCAAUACGUUGCCCAUCCUUGCUACCAGUGAAGCCAAAGAGGACAGCCGGACACAGACGUUAGUGUCCCCGAGUG
Messenger RNA from Nannospalax galili (Upper Galilee mountains blind mole rat), 1136 nucleotides. Its product is annotated as nucleosome-remodeling factor subunit BPTF-like. The record is from RefSeq and is a predicted model, not a curated record. NCBI's taxonomy places the organism in Eukaryota, Metazoa, Chordata, Mammalia, Rodentia, Spalacidae. Gene Ontology annotation, cellular component: NURF complex. The transcript has 4 exons. Gene Ontology annotation, biological process: regulation of transcription by RNA polymerase II. Gene Ontology annotation, molecular function: RNA polymerase II cis-regulatory region sequence-specific DNA binding. Bases 1 to 888 code for a protein of 295 amino acids.